CUUGGCACCGAGGGCCUGUGUGUCAAGCGGUGUGUCGGCGGGUAUGGCCGCAAAUUAACACGGGUCUAGUGUAAAGAUACUCCCAUUCCUUCUUGCAGUUACCCUCGCUCAUCCCCCACCGCACCUCCGAAAGGCCUUGGCCUCCUACGCGCCCAAGCGAGUGUCGACAGGUUCGGAGAGGGUCAUGGAAGCGCGGCCGCUGGCCCCACGGAGCUUCCUCUGCCGGACGCUGAGUCCUUUCCCUCGGGUGUUUGCUGCUGAAGCUGUGGCCGCCGAUCCCAAGGCUCUUGUAGAGGACCAGGAACUGUCUUCCUUCGUCUCAGAACCCCAAUACCCGGAAUCCGGAUGGGACCGCCUCCGGGAGCUGUUUGUCAAAGAUGAACAGCAGAGAACUUCAAAAGAACUUCAGGAUAUUUAUAAGGCAGCAGCUUCAGCAGGCAUCAUCGGCUGGGCAUAUGGGGGAAUACCAGCAUUUAUUCAUGCUAAACAGCGCUACAUUGAGCAGAACCAAGCAGAAGUUUACCACAACCAGCUUGAUGCUGUGCAAUCUGCCCAUCGUGCUGCUACACGAGGCUUCAUCCGGUAUGGCUGGCGCUGGAGUUGGAGAACGGCCAUGUUUGUGACUAUAUUCAAUACAGUGAACACUGGUCUAAACGUUUACCGAAAUAAAAAUGCCUUAAGCCAUUUUGUCAUUGCAGGAGCUGUCACAGGAAGUCUUUUUAGAAUAAACUUAGGCCUGCAUGGCCUAGUAGCUGGUGGCAUAAUUGGAGCCUUGCUGGGCACUCCUAUAGGAAGCCUGUUGAUGGCACUUCAGAUGUACUGCGGUGAAACAGUUCAGGAGAGAAAACAGAAGGAUCGAAAAGCAUUCCAGGAGCUGAAACUGGAAGAACGGAAAGCCAGACUACAAUUGACUGAGCUCCUCCCUGAAGAAAUUGAAAGUAAUAUACAGAAAGAUCGAUCCAAGGAUGAUGCUCAGAAAAUUGAAGCACUGCUAAAUCUUCCUAGAAACCCUUCAUCAGCAGAUAAACAAGACAAAGACUAAACAUGCUCUGGACUUGAAACUCAGUGGAGAGCUGAAGAGAGCUAUGUCACCAUGUCUGUAGCGUGCCAGUUGCUUGGGCUGCUGACACGUGUAAGCACUGGCAUCUGUAGUGGCACAGUGACUUGCUCUUGCUUUUUUGUAACCAAAAAUUGGGCUCUUGUACUCUUACUUUACUCUUCCUUAGAUUUAAGUACAUACUUGUAUCUGCAUUGAUUGAUCAAUAUAGAUUUCCUUUCUCCGGAUUUUACAGUAGUAAAUUAAGAUUUCCAAAAAGAUUAAAGUUGAAUUCUACAGGUUGUAAAUUUAUUCUUGUAGCCCUUUAAAAGAGUACUGUACUGAUCCCUAGGAGAAGGAGAAGAAAGAACCAGGUAAGGCAGAUGAUCUGUGAAACCCCUGUACCCUCGAGUCCUAGAAACAGUAAAGACCUAAAUGUGUAGUUGCGUUUGAUUUUGUUUUAAUACAAAUCAGACAUGGUUUCUAUGCCAUUUGAAAUAAAAUAAAACUUAACAAAAAGGAAGUAGAUAAGAAUUAUUAAAGA
This is a messenger RNA of Budorcas taxicolor (takin), 1580 nucleotides long. It is a transcript of the gene TIMMDC1, whose product is annotated as translocase of inner mitochondrial membrane domain containing 1. Bases 185 to 1042 code for a protein of 285 amino acids. The record is from RefSeq and is a predicted model, not a curated record. Gene Ontology annotation, cellular component: mitochondrion. NCBI's taxonomy places the organism in Eukaryota, Metazoa, Chordata, Mammalia, Artiodactyla, Bovidae. The transcript has 7 exons.